GUUUGAGAGCCGAGCAGUAGGUAGGUAGGCUCUCGCGCUCCUGGUUAGCUCUAGCGCUCGCGCAGUGAGAAGGCUGGCAGGGUGGAUAUUUAUCUGUAAAUAACAAACAAAACAAAAAGCAGGAUUUACAAGGAGUUUUUUUCUGUGUAUCUUUCUUUAACUUAUAUUUACUGACAUUUCGGCUGAAUUAAUAAAGCUCCAUGUCCCGGAAGUGAGCUCGAAGAGGACGGCUUUCACUGACUGGUUCAGCCGGAGCGGACUCUAGGCGUGCAGCAGGGCUGAAAGAUGUGCGAUGGGAUGGCCACACGUUCACACGCUCUGGUGAUUGUGGUACUGCAGCUGCUCCUCUUCCUCACCGCGCUCCCCGCAGGCCAGGCCUCAGGUGACACCGAGAGCCGAUCAGUAAUCACUAGGGUCACGUCACGUCCAUAGACUGGAUAAAAUCAAGAUCAGUGAUUUCUCAGCAGCGUUAUUUAACACGAUCAGUUGAUGGCAGAAUGGAAGGAGGCGGUUCUUCUGCAGAACGUUGCUCCAGGCCCUCAGCAGUGCUGCAUGGCCGAGGAAACCUCACGGAGACCAACCGCGGCUCCUUCCCUGUGGGCACAGUGCUGCAGUACAGCUGCGAUUCGGGAUACACGCUGAGCGGCGAGAGCGUCAUAACGUGCACCGCACCGGGACGCUGGUCCUCCGUCACACCACGCUGCCUCAAAAACGGUGUGUGCCGUCCCCCCAGUGAGCCGGAGAAUGGGGGCUACAUGUGCCACCCCUCACCCUGCCCCAUGCUGACUGAAGGCACAGUGAUAGAGUAUUUCUGUGAUGAAGGUUACACUCUGAAAGGAUACAGGUACCACACAUGCAGGAACGGAGACUGGGACUCAGCAGCACCCAUCAUCUGUCACCUGGGACAAGGGAAGGACGAGCGCUCUCCUCUGGGUAUGCCAGCUCUGUCCAUCGUGGCCUCUACUGCCAGCUCUGUGGCCCUCAUCCUCCUGCUCGUCGUCCUCUUCGUCCUGCUGCAACCCAAACUCAAAUCCUUCCAUCACAGCAGACGUGAUCAGGGUGUAUGUGGCCAGGCUGCCUCCAUCGUCGUAGAGGGAGUCCAAGUCUCUCUGCCUUCCUACGAGGAGGCGGUUUACGGCAGCGGCGGAGCGGCAGCUCCUCCCCCGGCGUCCCGCGUAAACAUUGUGCUCUCUGAGGGGCCGCAACCGGAGCCUCCCGCUUCAGAGCUCAGCCAGUCCCGACCCGGGCACAGCCUCCCCUCCACCUCCGCACGCUCCUGUCACUCCGAGACCGUGCUCGUUCACCAGGACCCCUCAUCCUCUUCUCCGUCCUCCUCUUCCUCCUCCACCACCUGGGUGUCGGAGCAGCACGGGGCGGCGGCGGCGGCAGCACGUAGGCCGAGCAGCACGAGUAGUGACCAGCACAGCCUGCUCUCACUCACGUCUGUAGAGGAAUACGGAGACGAUAUUCCUCUGCUGAAGGAGGCCUGAGAGAGAGAGAGAGAGAGAGAGUACCCGCAGCGUCCUCCUGUCUGUGGAUGAUGACCAGGACUGUGGCUCCUUCAGCUUUGUACCAAACCCUUCCCCCAUUGCUGCCGUACAGAAAGCAGGAGUAACCAAAUUCCCCUUCAGCCCUCGACGCACACUCAGAGCUGCACCGUGUAAUCGCUCCUCCUCGCCUCACUGUAAAACCCCGCCCUCACGCUCCACACGCUCACACCACCUCCCUCAAACGAAGAACAUGCUAUAAAAUAUACAGGAUGAUGUAUAACGCGCACCUACGGGCUCGAUCUCAUGUUUAUAAACGGCACCUCCCCCCCAGCGGUGUACUAACAAGCAGUUGCACUCAUAAAGCCUUCAUCGUCUCAUAGCUGUUGCGAAUUACGAAUGCAUUCAAUCAGUUUGUAUGUAAACGGCGAACCUUGGGUCGAUCAGUGACUGUGACCUCUCGCCAUCGAGGUUUACUCAAAUCAGGUUUUUUUUUUUUUUUAAAUGCUGCAUGAUCUGUGCAUCUCAAUCCUUCAUUAACUAGUGCACACACACACACACACACACACACGAGAACACGCAUGCUGCACAGGACGGACGGACGGACGAGCGAGACAAGGACGGACUAGUUUACAUAGUACUGUAUUCAAAGACAUGCUUGCCUUUCUGUUCGCUGCAAACUGUGUGUGUGUGUGUGUUUUGAUUUACACACUUGACUGAAUGAAUGAAGAGGGCUCAAUUGUGUCAAUUUUUUUAUGUUAACUCGGCGUAAGAUUGUUAUUUUUAUUUUACCUCCCAUUUUUCAAUCGAGAGAUUAUCUUAUCACGUUAUAGAACAUAUCUCCGGUUUGAUUUUAAAUGUCUUUGUCGCGUUUGUCCAGCUGUGUGUACGAGUUGUACGAAAUCAAAAACAAGACUACGCCGGCGUAUUUUUGAACCGUAAAUCAUGACCGUAGCGUACCCCGAAAUGAAAACGCAGAGCUUGCCUUCCAUAAAAGAAAACAUUUUAACAUAAAUAUGUACACGUGUGUGUGUGUGUGUGUGUGUGUGUUUUUAAAAAGUGCUUCAAUCGGACCAUGUAUUUCUCGAUGAUGCAAAGCAACUUGAUGCUACUCUUUUCCGAAUCUCGCCACCCGCUGCACUACGCACCAAAAAAAAAAAAAAAGAGCUAUUAGGCAUGAGAAUUAUCUUGAAGUGUUGCGUAGUUAAGUGAAAAUGAAACUAGCUACGUUAUUUAAUGUCUUUAUAUUAUAUAGACACGAGUGUUUUACUGGGAAGUACGCCACUCGUAUUUUUCAUACGAGCUCCAUCCAGGACAUCAAUCUCUAUCUGUGACUCGUGAUGAAAUCGAUGAUAAAUUUGGAGACUUUUUGUGAUUGAAUGUGUCGAUUAUAAUACAAGGAAAAUCGCACGCCGGCUUGAAGAUAUGAAGUUUAUCGUCUCGUGUUGAAAAACCUCGCAUCUUUCGGACAAAAUGCAUCGCGGAUUUGAGGGACGCAGUUAACAGUUAUUCCCCGUAAUCCAGUCGUACAUGAGCUGAUAGUUGUCUGUAAGCCGUGUACGACCAGAUUGAGUGGAGUAACUGUUUUAUUCUAUCCGCAUUCACUGGAUUUUCAGAAGCAGAACAUACAAAACGUCCGACAAAAUAAUUUUCGCUUAGCAAACCAGCGAAAUGACCGGAGCAAUUUGUGAAAAGUGCAAUAAUAAUAAUAAUUCUUGAAAAAUUUUAAAAAAAGAUACGUUCUUAUCAUCAAAUACUUUAAUUCCAUAUUUUGUCGCACUUGUUUUUUGUUUUCGUGUAGUUUUUAUUUCAUCAUCAGUUGGUUCAGCAAAAUGCUCCACCAUUUUCUUUUCUUCUUUUUUUGGCGGUUGGGAAACCAACUUAAAGGUGCGUUACCGCCACCAAUUGGGCUGGAGUGUAGAACAGGCAAUCUUGGGGAGGAUUUCUGUUUCUUUUAAAAACUUGUGAAGUUUUUUAUAUAUAUAUAUAUAUAUAUAUAUAUCUGACUUGAUUUUUGUUUUUCUCUACUCACGGUAUAUGAGCUGAUAUCCUAGUAACAGAGUAGCAAAUCAGAGCACGCGAUUUCUCAUAUCCAGUGAAUGUGGAUAGAAUAAUUCCCAAUAUUUCACGUCGAUGAUGUCACUCCUAAUGGCGAACCGGUUCAAAAUUCAAACUCUUAACGUCCGUUUUUUGUUUUUUUUGUUUUUUGGUGGAUGUGUCCAUAUAAUAUAAAGAACAUUACACACUGGUGCGAAGAUAUGAAGUUUAUCGUCUCAUGUUGAAAACUAUAUAAUACAUUCACCACUCGAAGAUGAGCUUCAUAUCUUCGCACCACUGUGUAAUAUCCUCUUUUUACGUGCAAUGUUGGAAGACUACGCCGUAAAUGUUAGCCCGAGACAUGAUCAGGAGAUAAUGGAAGACUAAAGCUAUAUAAAAUUGCUUAUUUUCCACCACCUGUAUUAACGCACAUAAUUAUAUUUAUCGUCACACGCUUGAUUUAAAUUACACCUGAUUUUAUGCGCUGGCGUUGCGAAUCCAAGCAAAUCCCACUAAAAGUAAGCCACACACACACACACACACACACACCUCCCCAACCAGCUAAAAGCAGUUCUCAGUCAUGUAUGUGCAUUCUUGCAUGCAUGUUUAAUUGCACAGUAACAAAUUACUGAUCGUUGGACAAGUUGAUGAUAACGAACAAAUCCGUCGUGACCUGUCCAAAUCUUUUGGGGUCGGGUUUGUGUGCUCAGACAUCCUUUGGAGGGUUUUUUUUUUUUUUCCUUUUCUGCAAAACUGCUCACAGAAGACAAAACAGAGCUUUCGCCUUAAUAGACUUGCACAUUUUCGUUAUUUUUGUAAUCAUGUUUCUUCCAUCAUGGUGUCGAUUCAUCUUCAGUUUUCCUUUCUGUUUAAUUUCCUAUGCAUUAACAGUCUUACGGCUUUUUCAGACGGUGUUGGGUUCUGUUUUUCCUUUCCCAAAGCUUUUUUUUUUUCCCCAUCAGUGAUUUUGAUAUCUGAAGUUCGCUGCAGGUCUAAAGUUGUACUUUCUGUUCUUUAAAAAAAAAAAAACACAGAAAUCCUUGACACCAUUGUAUAGUGUUCUCCAUCUCAUCUUAACCAUUUUAAAUUGUUUUUUUUUCCUCUGUACAUUGCAGUGGGUGUGAAGAUAGUAUUUUAAUAUUUGUAUAAAGUUUAAUUUAAUUCUACAAUUUGUGUGUGUAUAUAUAACUAUUUCUAAUUAAAGCUUUCUUUUAAAGUG
Messenger RNA from Neoarius graeffei (lesser salmon catfish), 4743 nucleotides. It is a transcript of the gene susd6, whose product is annotated as sushi domain containing 6. The coding region runs from base 498 to 1490 and encodes 330 amino acids. NCBI's taxonomy places the organism in Eukaryota, Metazoa, Chordata, Actinopteri, Siluriformes, Ariidae. The transcript is spliced from 8 exons. The record is from RefSeq and is a predicted model, not a curated record.